Messenger RNA from Neltuma alba, 858 nucleotides. RefSeq lists its product as uncharacterized. NCBI's taxonomy places the organism in Eukaryota, Viridiplantae, Streptophyta, Magnoliopsida, Fabales, Fabaceae. The transcript is spliced from 2 exons. Bases 1 to 858 code for a protein of 285 amino acids. The record is from RefSeq and is a predicted model, not a curated record.
AUGGGCCUCCUGGUUUUCAUGGUCAACACACAGCAACAUCAAUUGCAACAGCAACAUCCUCAAAAGGAAGAAUCCAAAAUUGAGAAGAUGUUUGCUCAACUAUUAGCAAAUCAAGAAUCUGCAAGGGCUGAGAAUAAGGCAACAUUUUCUCUCUAUGAAACAGCCAUCAAGAAUCUCGAGGUGCAAAUGGGUCAACUGGCUUCACAAAUGAAUGUACUCACAAGGAGCAGCUUACCAAGUGAUACCAUUCCCAAUCCAAAAAGGGAUGAAGAAGGUGGUAUAGUAGAAGAGGAAGAAACCAGGAAAAGGAAGCAAACAGAAGAAAAUCUCACUGAUGUGGUUCGAGGAAAGAAUGUAGUGGGUGAAAUGGUUGAUGAUAAAAAGAGGAAGACAACUCCCCCUCUUGCUACACAGAUGCUGCCACUUCCCUUCCCUCAAAGGUUCAAGAAGAAAGAUGAAGAUGUCCAGUUCAAGAAAUUUGUGGACAUGUUUAAGCAAUUACACAUCAACAUCCCGUUUGCUGAAGCAUUAGAGCAGAUGCCUAAGUAUGUUAAGUUUCUUAAGGAUGUUCUCUCCAAAAAGAAGAGAUUUGGUGAAUUUGAAACCGUGGCUCUGACUGAAGAUUGUAGUGCCAUCUUGCAGCGAAAACUCCCACCCAAAUUGAGAAAUCCAGGAAGCUUUUAUAUUCCUUGUAACAUAGGCAAACACUUCAAUGGAAAAGCCCUACGCGAUUUGGAAGCAAGUGUUAACUUGAUGCCUCUAGCUGUAUUUAAUCGAUUAAAUUUGGGUGAAGCAAGGCCAACAACUGUUACAUUGCUCUUUGCUAACAGAUUAUCUCAUAUCCAAAAGGGAUUGUAG